Molecule: messenger RNA, 399 nt
Organism: Diaporthe batatas
Lineage: Eukaryota; Fungi; Ascomycota; Sordariomycetes; Diaporthales; Diaporthaceae
Exons: 2
Coding region: 1-399 (132 amino acids)
Source: RefSeq, a predicted model, not a curated record
AUGUUCCGCAUCGCCACUGCCCUGACUGCACUCGCUACGCUGGCUACAGCCGCUCCGGCCCCCAAGAGCCCCCGUGGGCUCACCAGUGGCAGCCUCACAUGGUACACUGAGGGCAUCGGCUCGGUCUUCACCGCUUGCGGUACCAUGAACACUCUCACAGACCACAUUGCCGCCCUCUCAGAACAAGACUACGGCGUCUACGCAAACCCCAAUGAGAGCCCUGUCUGCGGCAAGAAGAUCCGCGUCCAUGGGCCGAAUGGAAACUCCGUCGUGGCCACCGUUGCCGACCGCUGCGCUGGCUGUUCCCCCGGUGACGUCGAUGUCACACCAGUCGUGUUUGCAGAGCUGGGAUACGAGCAGGCCAUUGGUAGGGUUGAUGUCUCCUGGGCCUUCGAAUAG